CACCAUUAAACCUCAGAGGAAGAACAUUAGUUUCAGCAUGAGCUGUGGUAUUGUGUUGUUAUACUACUGGCUUAAUACAAACUGUUAGAAGUGUACUUUUAGUUUAGAAAGAUACAUGUUGAAUCAGGUCAAUAAAUACCUGUAAUAUUCCCAUCCUCAUAGACGUGACUAAGUCUUCAAACAAGCAGGAAUAUCUGGAGGAGUAUCAACUGAACUGAGAUCUGCUGCUGUGAAGAUGGUGUUUGUUAAAGAGGAGAGUGAGGAGGACAUGAGUGAACCAGAACCCUGGAGAAUAAAACACGAGGAACAAGGAGGUCUGGUGAAAGUGAAAGAGGAAAGAGAAGAUCUGAAUGAAGUGGAGGAGAAACAUCAGCAUCAGAAAGCUCGUGAUGUUACCGCUGAAGAAAAACCAUUGAGUUGCUCCAAAGCUGAAAACAGUUGCUCACAAGUCACAAGACCUUUCAGCUGUUCUCAGUGUGAAAAGACUUUUAAACAUAAAAGAAGCCUUUGGAGUCAUAUGAUAAUUCACACUGGAAAAAAGCCUUUCACCUGCUCCCAGUGUGGAAAGAGUUUUACACAGAAAGGAAUCCUUAAGUGUCACAUGUUAAUUCAUACUGGGAAAAAGCCUUUCACCUGCUCUCAGUGUGGAAAGAGUUUUACACAGAAAGGACACCUUAAUGAUCAUUUACUUACUCACACUUCAGAAAAGCCUUUCACCUGCCCUCAGUGUGGAAACACUUUCAGACAUAAAGGAAGCCUGAAGACUCACAUGUUAAUUCAUACUGGAAAAAAGCCUUUCAGCUGCUCUCAGUGUGGAAAGAGUUUCACACGUAAAGAAAUUCUUAAGAAUCACAUGUUAACUCAUACUGGAAUAAAGCCUUUCAUCUGCUCUCACUGUGGAAAGAGUUUUAAACAGAAAGCACACCUUAAUGAUCAUUUUCUAAUUCACACUUCAGAAAAGUCUUUCACCUGCCCUCAGUGUGGAAAUAGUUUCACACUUAAAGAAAACCUUAAGAAGCACAUGUUAAUACAUGCUGGAAUAAAGCCUUUCACCUGCUCUCAGUGUGGAAAGAGUUUUACACAGAAAGCACACCUUAAGGAUCAUUUGUUAAUACACACUUCAGAAAACCCUUUCACAUGCCCUCAGUGUGGAAAUACUUUCACACGUAAGGCAAACCUUAAGACUCACAUGUUAAUUCAUACUGGAAUAAAGCCUUUCACCUGCCCUCAAUGUGAAAAGAGUUUUACACAGAAAGGACACCUUAAGGAUCAUUUGUUAAUUCAUACUUCAGAAAAGCCUUUUACCUGCUCUCAGUGUGGAAAAUCUUUCAGACAUAAAGGAAGCCUUAAGUAUCACAUGUUAAUUCAUACUUGAAAAAGGCCUUUUACAUGGCCUCAGUGUGGAAACACUUUCUCACACAAAGGAAGAGCAUUUCACCUGCUCUCAAUGUGGAACGACAUGAGAAUUCACACUGAAGUGAUGCCUUACACACGUCAUUCAUGUGAGUUCAUGUUUCAAAUAGAACACAAGGUCAUCUGCACCAUUCUUACUCUGCAGAAAAGGAAUUUAAAGGUACAGUAAGCAAUUUUCUGAGAAACGCUGUUGAAAGAGGAUCGGACUGAGCAGCACAACACUUGUAGCCAAUCAGCAUUAGGGGCGUGUCCACUCAAAAUGGGGAAGGAGAGAGUGAGAAAGAGGGGGGAAACUGUAGAAAGAGAGAUGGCUAUGAGACAUUACAAAAAAGAAAAGCUCAGAGGAAUAUCACUGGAAAAAAGAAGGGUUGUGAUUUUAUCCGUUCAUUUACAUGUCAAUGACAUUUUGGGGCCUAAAAAUACAAACUUAUGAAAACAUGUUUCAAAGUGCAAGUUUUUGAAAAUUAUGUCCACCAAGAAUAUGGGAACGUAGUGUUAUGUGCUGUGAGGAGGUACAAUUUAUUGUGUUUUUUUACAGAACGUCUGUUUUCUAGAAUUCUCUGUUUACUAUACUGUAUAUAACUUACAAACAGACAUGCAAAUGUGAAUUUUCAGUUUACAUGUAACACAUUGCUUCACAAAUAAAUGUACUUUAUACAUACAAA
Ctenopharyngodon idella (grass carp) is the source of this 2078-nucleotide messenger RNA. Its product is annotated as gastrula zinc finger protein XlCGF8.2DB-like. Lineage: Eukaryota; Metazoa; Chordata; Actinopteri; Cypriniformes; Xenocyprididae. Gene Ontology annotation, cellular component: nucleus. Gene Ontology annotation, molecular function: RNA polymerase II cis-regulatory region sequence-specific DNA binding; DNA-binding transcription factor activity, RNA polymerase II-specific. Gene Ontology annotation, biological process: regulation of transcription by RNA polymerase II; central nervous system development. The record is from RefSeq and is a predicted model, not a curated record. The transcript is spliced from 2 exons. The coding region runs from base 236 to 1375 and encodes 379 amino acids.